AUGAACCCGAACCCGAGCCCCGCAGCCCAGCAGGGGCGUCACCAUGGAGGGAAGGGGGAGGCUCCCAUGAGGCUGCCGGCUUUGCUGAGUCUGCUGGCCCUGGUGCUGCAGGAAGGGGACCCUCACACGGCUCUGCCUCUGGAUGACUAUGGCCUGAGCCCAGACGACUACGGCGAGGUCCUUGACCUGGGCAACUACGAGGAGCCCACAGACUACGGGGAGCAGCCGCCCGAGGUUAAGGAGACCAGCCCGGCUCCUCCAACCAGGGGCAGCCCCACCCAGAGUGCUAAGGCUCCGAGGACAUCCUCACCAAGCCCCACCAUGCCAGGCCCACCAACCAACCACAUCUGACCGGGGAAUCUUCCCUUGCUCCGUCUUCCGCCUGGGGCAGGCCUGCCCACCUGCCUGGUGUGCGUGUGCCUGGGGUCGUCCGUGUACUGCGAUGACGCCGACCUGGAGAGCAUCCCUCCUCUGCCGAGGACAACCACCUACCUGUACGCCCGCUUCAACCGCAUCCGCCGCGUGCGGGCCGGGGACUUCCAAGGACUGGCAAAACUGAAGAGGAUCGACCUCUCCAGCAACGUCAUCUCCUGCAUCGAGAGCGACGCCCUCCGCGCGCUGCCCGCCCUGCAGGACCUGCUUCUCCCGGAGAACCAGCUGGCAGCCCUGCCCGCGUUGCCCAGCAGCAUCGAGUUGCUGGACGCCCGCCUGAAUCGGCUCCAGAGCUCUGGGAUUCAGCCGGGGGCCUUCAGGGCGCUGGAGAAGCUGCAGUUCCUCUACCUGGCCGACAACCUGCUGGAUUCCGUGCCCAGGCCUCUGCCCAUGAGCCUGCGCUCGCUACACCUGCAGAACAACGCCAUAGCGACCCUGCAGGGAGACGAGUUCUGCGACGCGGCGGAGCACAGGCACACGCGCCGGCCCCUGGAGGACGUCCGCCUGGACGGCAACCCCGUCAACCUGAGCCUCUUCCCUGACGCCUACUUCUGCCUGCCGCGGCUGCCCACCGGCCGCAUGGUCUAG
Lepus europaeus (European hare) is the source of this 1020-nucleotide messenger RNA. It is a transcript of the gene OPTC, whose product is annotated as opticin. NCBI's taxonomy places the organism in Eukaryota, Metazoa, Chordata, Mammalia, Lagomorpha, Leporidae. The record is from RefSeq and is a predicted model, not a curated record. The transcript has 7 exons. Gene Ontology annotation, molecular function: protein binding.